AGAGAUGUACAGCAUGGAAACAGAACUCUUCGCUCCAACUCAGCUUUGAACAUCACAAAGCAUUUCACCGCCAGUGCUUUUGGGAGGACUGGAAGACAUGUUUUUAAGUGUUGCUGAAAUUCUCUGGCCGAUUGGGGAGAGCAGAUUUAGUGGCGGGCACCUGUCUUAAUCGUGGGAGUGUGAAAUAUUUUUACUGGAAACGAUUCAAAAUUUGGAAGUAUUUUUAAAAGAGAGAGCGAGCGAGAGAGAGAGGGCGCUGGGCAGGGUUACGUACGCAUUUCUCGACCUUGGAGGUGAGGGAUUUAAACCAAGACUGAGUCACCCUCGGAGUUAGAGAAAAGCAAGAAGACCGAGCAAAGUUGCAGCAAAGCUGUUUUGGUUUCUCUCUCUCUCUCUGGUCGGAAAGUGCCCGGGAUUAACUGUCACCAGAGUCCACUAUGGGACAGAGCCAUCAAAUACGCCGGAGAGUUUUGGAGGAAAUUGCCUGGAAGUCGGUGCUCGGUAUUGAUCUAGCAGCCUCAGCCCCCGGCCAGCUCCGAGGAUGGAAUUAGUGCGAAAGUUCACCUUCCUGGUCAGCUACCUCAGCUGCAUCUGCUACCUGCCCCGUCCCGAGCCCGCGGCCGGUCUCCUCGCCGCUCAGUCCGCCGCCACUGCGCCGCUCCUGCGCCAGGGACCCCUGGGCGCCGCCCGCAGCAAGAGGGCGAGCCCCCGAUGGGCUCCCGGCGCUGCCCGAGCCGGAGCCCUGAGCCCCGCCGCCAGGAAAGCCAACCCCCGCAGGAGCGGCGAGGGCCGAGCGGCCGCCCGGCGCUCCAAGAAGGCGGGCGGCCCGCAGGUGGCCGCUCACGAUUACAUGCUGUUCCUGUACCGGAGCCUGUCCGGGAGCGAGCGGCGCGGGCUCAACAGGAGCAGCCCCCAGCCGCCGGCCACUCGGGCCAACACCAUCACCAGCUUCGUGGACAGGGGAGAAGAUGAACGCCACACCUAUGUGAAAAAACAGAAGUACAUCUUCAACAUCAGCGCUAUGGAAAAGGAAGGGUUGCUCGGAGCUGAGCUGCGGAUCCUGCGGACAAGGCCAGCAGAUCCGAGGCGUCAACGAGUUCCAGCAACUGUGUACAACCUCAGAAUAUCCAAGUGCCCCACAGACAGGCAGAAGCCAAUUGUACUCGACUCUUGCUCUGCUGAUAUUUUGGAUGCGCCCAAAUGGGAAGUCUUUAACAUUUGGAAACUGUUCAAAACGUACCGGAAGGAGCAGCCGUUGACUCAACUUUGCCUCGAACUGGAGGCCUUGGACAGAGGAAGGGCAGUGGAUCUAAGAAGCUUGGGUUUUGGCAGAGCAGGGCGCCAUAUCAAAGAGAAAGCUCUGCUGCUGGUGUCAGGUAGGACCAAAAAACGGGACCUGUUCUUUAACGAAGUCAAGGCCAGAUCGGGGCAGGAUGACAAGACUGUUUAUGAAUUCCUGUUCAACCAGAGGAGGAAGAGAAGGGCCCCUCACACAUCCCGCCAAGCAAAAGGCAAGAAGGCCAAGCCAAGGUGCACUAGAAGACCUCUCCAUGUGAACUUCAAGGAGAUGGGCUGGGAUGAUUGGAUCAUUGCUCCAUUGGACUAUGAAGCCUAUCAUUGUGAAGGGGUUUGUGACUUUCCUCUUCGGUCUCACUUAGAACCCACAAACCAUGCCAUUAUUCAGACGCUGAUGAACUCCAUGGACCCAGAGUCAACUCCACCCAGUUGCUGUGUACCCACAAAACUAAGUCCCAUUAGUAUUUUGUACAUAGACUCUGCCAAUAAUGUGGUCUAUAAACAGUAUGAGGACAUGGUAGUAGAGUCCUGUGGUUGCAGGUAGCAUUGGACUGAAUUAUCAGACAAGCAGAAAUGGGUACAAAUAUGGGAUUUGUGCCAUAUUGAGUAUUGCAGGUCCAGUUGGUUUUCUGGUGGUGCCCUUGCAGUCAAGGCAUCACUGACCUUCGGUAAUAUGUCAAACAUGAAUAUUCAAUGGAGCAGAAAAUAAAUUGCAGUUAAAGCCAAGCAAAAAUCAGAUUUGGCUACAAAUUAACUCAGUAACCAUAUUGGCUCUAAAAUGUAUCUCCUCUGAGUGGCACUUACCUUCAUUAUUGUGAGUUGGUGCCAAGAAUCCAAUUGACAGCCCACGUUACUGGGUACUUCAUGUGACCACCACAAUCAACUCACUCAUCACUGCCUGCUUAACUCAGACAGACCAGGGACAGUGCUGGGAGGAAGAGAGUGGAGUGAGUGGUGGGACGGAGACCAAGGGAGAGACAGAGAGAUUAAAUUGAGACAUGGCUCCAGAAAGAUUUUUCAUUCUCACUGGAGCCAACUGUGAUCUAUUUUGAUGUACAGUACCUAAUGUUGCAAACUAGUUUAUUUACUUCAAAGCAAUCUCAUUAAACAUCACCUCUUGAUCAUUGCAAACAAGGAUGUUACCACAAUGUCCUCUAUACCACUGAACAAAUAGCUAAAAAGAUCAAUUUCUUACAACAUGUUAACAUCUUUUGGUUAAAGUCCAACCUGAACGCACAAUUCGCUCAUGGCCCAUUUGGGGUUGGAGGACACAUAUCAUAGGAACGUAGGAAAUAGGAGCACACAUAGGCCAUUCAGCCCUUCAAACCUGCUCCAAUAUUCAAUACAAUCAUGGCUGAUCAUUCAUUUCAAUGCCCUGUUCCCUUUUUAUCCCCAGUGCCUUUGAUUGCUUCAGACCUAAGAACUAUAUGUAACUCUUCUUGAAAAUAUUUAAUCUAUUAUCCCCACAUUAUGUGGCAGAGAAUUCCAAAGGCUCACCAGUCUCUGUGUGAAGAAAGUUCUCAUCUCAAGCCUAUUCUGUAUCCUUAGACUGUGAGCCCUGGUUCUGGCCCCCCUGUUAUCGGGAACAUCAUCUCAUCCUGACUAGUCCUGCUAGAAUUUUACAGAUUUAGGAGUUGCCCCUUUAUCUGCUAAAUUCCAGUGAGUUUAGUCCUAACCUCUCCAAUCUCCCUUCAUCCAUCAGCCUAUUAAUGUUACAGAGACCCAUUUGCAAGUUGUCCACACUGACCAUAAGGGAAUAUUUCCACAAAUCCACGUUGUAGAUAGGAACUUGGCAUGUUGCUAUGAGCAAUCCUCCUGAGGAAAGGAAAUAUUCAACCCAAAACAAUUCUACUACUACUACUUGCACUCUACAGUCCAUGAUUUUGCUUUUGUUGGUUGACGGUGAAACAUUUUGUUAUCUGAGAAAGCUGAACAGGUAGUAAUCAAGGCAGACUCAACAUAUGGUUCUAUCAGAUCUCCCAGCUAAUUAUUGUCCACUGCAAUGCAUUAACCAGCUGCUUUCUUGUUAAAGUGAACUGAUAAAUCACAAAACUUUCAAACUGGUGUCAGCAAAUGAGCAAUUUUAUUUUAAGAUAAGAUGGUCCAGAGGUUUGAAUACUGAAUGGAUGGCUUUCCAUUCCCAGCUCUGUUAAAAAUAUUUUUUGAAGUUCUCUUUCGAAUAGGAAGCAUGGUGGCUCAGUGAUUAGCACUGCUGUCUCACAGCACCAGGGUCCCAGGUUUGAUUCCAGCUUUGAGUGACUGUCUGUGUGGAGGUUGCACAUUCUCCCCGUGUCUGCGUUGGUUUCCUCCAGCUCCCUGGUUUCCUCCCACAAUCCAAAGAUGUGCAGGCCAGGUGACUUGGCCAUGCUAAAUGGCCCAUAGUGUUAGUUGCAUUAGUCAGGAGUAAGUGUAAGGAAAUGGGUCUGGGUGGGUUAAUCUUCGGAGGGUUGGUGUGGACUGGCUGGGCUGAAGAACCGGUUUCCACACUGUAGGUAAUCUAAUCAGUAAAGGAGGAGGAAACAGGCAGACCAUACAUCAAUAUCUCUGAAUCUGAGGAACAUCAUACCAUUCUUAUCUCUCAAAAUCAUAAAUUUAUACUCAAUAAAAAAAUGGACCCUACAAGUGACAAUACUAGAGGCCUGAAAGUAGGCAAGUCCUGGAUUAGUCGAUACUGUAUACAUUGUGAUUGAAAAACCAAACCAUGAGAAAAUGUAUAGGUGGCUCAGUGGUUAGCACUGCUGCCUCACAGUGGUAGGGUCACAGGUUUGAUUACUCCCUCGGGUGACUGUCUGUGCAGAGUUUGCACAUUGUUCGUGUGUCUGCAUAGGUCCACUCCGAGAUCUCCAGUCUCCUGUCGUGGCCCAACGAUGUGCAGGUUAGGUGGAUCACCCAUGCUCAAUUAUCUGUAGUGUCCGGGGAUGUGUAGGUUAGAUGGAUUGGCCUUGGGAAAUGCAGGGUUACAGGGAUAGGCUGGGUCUGGUUGAGAUGCUUUCUGAAGGAUCAGUGAGCACCCGAUGAGCUGAAUAGCCUGCUUCAGCAUUGUAGGGAUUCUAUAAUGUCUCUUAAAAGCUGAAUAUAAAACUUGAAUAUUUUAUUCUCUUGACUACUCAUAGGGAUGUCAUCGGGUGAGGAGCACUGAGAAAGGAACAGUACAAUUGUCCUGAGAUGUACAUUUUUUCAGUAUUGUUUAGGGAUAUGUUUAAAGUCAUGAUAAAGGCCAUUCAGCUCCCUAAAAGUCUGUCCUCUGGUACUUUCCCAUCUGAGAAUCUGGAAGAAGCAACUUGUAAGGGUUUUGCCUGGUACAAGCAGUUGGAUUUGGAAAUGUAGAACAUGCUAAGUUAAAUGGCAGUGUUCAGGUCCUUUCAACAUCCUGAAAACAGAUGCCCACUGCUUUGGCAAUGAGGAAACAACAUCUUGUGGGACAAGAGGUGCUAGAAAGUGUCAUCUGGAAACCAAGUGUGGGUACAGGGCAAUUAUAGACAAUAGGAAACAGCUGCUGACCAAUCUCCUCACCUCUAAAUGGGAUGGUGACUCACUAUUCAAUGGGAUUCAUCUUUACAAGGCCUGUGGGAUUGUAACAUGCACCAUCAUAAUGUAUUACCAUUUGUAUUGCUCACUGAAGGCCUUUUGUCCUCGGUUGCUUCCUGACCAGCUGUGCUUUUCCAGUACCACUCUAAUCUAGACUCUAAUCUCUAGCAUCUGCAGUUCUCACUUUUGCCUCACUAUACCUGGUGUCUAAUCAUAUCUUUCACUUGCCUGGCAAUUAAUGACAGACUACCCUGUUCGAGUGCACGCUAACUAUCUCUGAGCAAGCAAUCAGAUGUUCUGUCUACACUGAGAAUAAUUAGAAAUGCACACCAUUACACUAUUUCUACUACUAUUGGAGACAGCUUUGGCUUUAGUUAUAGUUACAUAUCUUUACUGCAUAUCUGUUUCGGAGUCAUCUCUCACGUUGUAUCCCUGUUGACAUCAGCAAGCAACCAAUCCAAAUGGGGGCACUGCGGCAUGAACAGGCAUCAGUCUGCAAUGACUUCAAACAUUUCCAUUACCGCCACCAUGAUUGACACAAUUAUCCAAACUAUUCUCUGCUUGAACCCCAUGCUUCAACACACUGUCCCUUUAAUGGGGGACAGAUUAGCAACAAAGUUUGCACUCUUUCUCUUCUGAUCAUUGUGAAUUCUCAAACAUUAGUUACUCUUCUGGUGAGGGGAAGAGUUAAGCCUUUGAAUAAUGAGACUACGUUUGGCUUUUAAGAACAGUACUCCUGUGUAAAUCAUCCACACAGACACAUUCCAGGAUAUCAAUGUAAAGUUAGAGGAAUGUGUACAUUAGUGAAUAUGGAUAAUAGUCUGGCUAUCAAAGUAACUAUAAAAAUGCCCCUAUUUUGACAUUUGGUGUUAUGAUAUUCCCAGAUAGGUGAAAGGAAAAUGUUUAGAAAUUUUGAACAUUGGCCACCAGAAUGAGAAGUCUGUGCUUCUUAAUGCUAUGUAUGGCACCAUAGUUCACAAAAGACUCAGCCAUCGAUGUCUAUUUGAGAGGGAGGGAGAGAGAGGGGACUGGUUAUGUAUUGCUGAGGAUAGCCACUCCACAGGCAUGGGGUGAGCUGCUGGGCAGGCAAGCAGCAGAUAGGCAGGGUCUCCAUGAAUUCCCACAGCCAGUGCAGGAAUUGAACCUGUGCUGUGGCUUGUGUUUUGCAGCAUGUUCUGGUCUUCUAGCCAACCAGUCAAACCAAUCACCCAUUUAGGGUGGCACGGUGGCUCAGAGGUUAGCAUUGCUGCCUCACAGUGAUAGUCUGUGGAAUCUCCCCAUGUCUGUGUGCGUUUCCUCCAGAUGCUCCAAUUUCCAUUGCAGGUUGGGUGGGUUGGCCGGCCAUGUUAAUUUGUCCAGACUAUCCACAGAUGUGCAGGGUUAGUGGGUUAACCAUUGGAAAUGCAGAGAAAGGUUGGGAGAGGUUGCUGGAUUGGAUGCUCUUUGGAGGGUCAAUGGAGACUUGAUGGGCUGAAUGGCCUGCUUCCACACAAUAGGGAUUCUAUUCCAUGAUUCUAUCUCCAUGCUAUGAUUUGGCUCACAGACUAGUGUGGGAAAUGUGAGGCAGAAUUGUGAAGAUCCAAGUAGAGAUUGGAACAAUUCCUUAAUGAUGGGAAGCUAGAAACUGUGGAUGAACAAGAGAUUGGGUGUCAACCAAUAGAAAUCACUAGAAGCUGAAAACAAAUAUAGAAAGCAAUUUAAAAAGCUUGGCAGCUGGAGCACAGAGUGAGGACGUGAUGCUUAAAUUGUAGGGAGACUUGGCCAGAUCCCAUUUGAUGUAUCACAUUCAAUUGUACACACCUUCUCAAGGAUGAUCAAGUGGCCUUGAGGGGAGUACAGUGCAGAUUCACAAAAAUGAUGCUCAACUCCAAAGAGUCAGGUUAAAAAGGCAUUUUACUUUAUGUGGGUUAAGAUUUUCUUGCAUUUCAAAGACUGAAGGGUGAUUUAUUUGAGCUGCGAAAAGGGAUGAAAGGAAAUGAUGAGGGUUGGCUUAAAGAAUUGAUUUCUUCUGAUUGAGGAGUCCAGAACAUGAGGGUGACACUGGAGUGAGAUGACAAAUUAUGGAGUUGUCAUACAAAUCUUAACCCCACCCCACAAAUGGUUGAGUGGUGGAACGAAAUUAAUUAUUUCAAGACAAAUGUCAAUAGAUAUUUUUAUGAGGGUUGAGUACAAAGGGAUUUGGAGCUGAGGUGAAUAAAUGGAAUUGUAACAUGGAUUCACCAUAAACUGAUUGAAAAUCUGAACAGUCUUUUUCCCCUCUAUCUGGAUUUUGACGUUGGUAACUGAUGUUAAUGUAUGGAGUGAGCCCCACUUGCGAUAAACAUGAUCCCAAAACAUUGGCAGCUGUCAAGAUUCUUUUUCCAACCUCUGUAAGCUCAGGAGGAGGGGCAGGCUGACAGUAAACCAAAGAAAAAUGCAGCAUUUCCAAUGGAAAAACCCAUUUGGUCAACUGAAAAUUGAGUUUGCUUCUCUCACAGUAAAGGGUUUGGGUUCCCAUGCCAGGCAAAAUAGACAGUGUUCUCUCAGCAUCUGUUACCACAGCCUUAGUAUCUGACUCAUGCUCUGCUGAUCCAAUUAGCACAAGCUAGGGAGAGGGUAUGAGGGAGAAGAUAUCACUACUCAACUCUGUGUCAUACCCGCACACGAUGGUACCUUUUACAAUUAGUAGCAGCAUGCGCUGGAGUGGCAUCAAUGGGUAUAUGCACGUCAGAAGGUCCAAUAUGCCAGUCCAUCCUGCACAAGAGAAGCUCAUUGUGUACAGAAAUUACUUGGGGAUCAAGGAGAAAUUUGCUAUAAUUUUCAGCAGUAGCCAUGGGUGUAAUCACUGCAUGCUGAAAUGAAAUCAGAUAUGUGAACUCUUUAAUAUGUACAAAGAGGAAUUUGCUAUUGGAUUAUAAAAUGUUACUGUAAAUUA
Molecule: messenger RNA, 7738 nt
Organism: Hemiscyllium ocellatum (epaulette shark)
Lineage: Eukaryota; Metazoa; Chordata; Chondrichthyes; Orectolobiformes; Hemiscylliidae
Gene: gdf5
Product: growth differentiation factor 5
Exons: 3
Coding region: 542-1840 (432 amino acids)
Biological process (GO): SMAD protein signal transduction; BMP signaling pathway
Cellular component (GO): extracellular region
Molecular function (GO): cytokine activity; growth factor activity
Source: RefSeq, a predicted model, not a curated record